Drosophila biarmipes is the source of this 1897-nucleotide messenger RNA. RefSeq lists its product as uncharacterized. The record is from RefSeq and is a predicted model, not a curated record. The transcript is spliced from 4 exons. Bases 160 to 1641 code for a protein of 493 amino acids. Lineage: Eukaryota; Metazoa; Arthropoda; Insecta; Diptera; Drosophilidae.
AGUGGCGCUGUUCCAGCCGCCAGUUGAUCGCCAGCAGCGCCAUCGAUCGGUCAGUGAGUUUCUCCGGCCAGCCUUCAUCCAGCGAAGUCAAGGGGGCACACAACGACUGUUAAGCAAUAAUAACACCAGCAUUAGCACUCAAAGCGAUCGGCACGAGCAAUGUUACGUCGCGGGGCAACGGGCUUCAUAUCAGCCCUGAUCUUCACCAGCCUCUGCCUGGGCUUCUGCCGGGGCUACUUCAGUCUGGAGGUCGGCGAUCCCUGUCCCACGGAGAACUACCGCAGUCGCUGCCAAGCGCUGGAGGACUGUGAGACCUUGGCAUCGCAUAUCCAAACAGGACGACUCACGCUGAGGACCGUGAUGAACUGCGGGUUCACGAGUCGCAGCGAGAAGAUCUGCUGUCCCGUCGAGGAUGCCCAGAGUGCAGUGCGCAUGGAGCCCACGGAUCAAACCACAAGGUCAACCAGCACCACCAGCACUUCUACCAGCACCAGCACGACGACAACCACAACCACAACUACUCCUGCUCCUGCUCCAGAACCCUGGCUGGACAUAUUCCAGACGGACCACGAGUACGUGCAGCGCUCCGUUGGGCCCACUCAACGGCCGACGAGGCGCAGCAUCCAGUUCCGGGACACUUCCGACGGAGCUGAGUGCACGGCUCCGCUGUACGUGGGCCAGUGCCGCGCGGUAUCCGCCUGCCCCAGUGUGGGGCCCCUUCUGUCCCAGGGUCGGCUCCGGGAUGAGGACUUCACGACGUGCCGCGAGGGAACGCGAGAGGAGAUCAUCUGCUGUCCACUCAACCUGCCCCUGCAGCCGCGCGUCCACAGUGGUCCGCGUCUGGGUCUGGAGGGUGACUCGUCGCCGGGGACAUCCUCGGAGGAUCCCUUGGAGGUGGCCGCCAUCGCCCGGGCGGAGGGCCUGCUGCCCCACUACCGCCACCUGGCCGCGCUGGCCCACCCGAACGCCGCCUUCGAUGGCCACCUGCACCACUGUGCCGCCCUCGUGCUGACCCCACAGCUCCUGGUCAGCGCCGCCGGCUGCGAGCGCCCCAGCCACGCUGUCUUCGGAGUGCCUGAUAUGCGGGACGUGGACACCGACGAGGACUACUUGGCGGACAUUGUGCGACUGGUUCAUUUCCAGAGGGAUCUGUCACUCAUAAGACUGCAGGAACCCCUGCGUCUGGGCAGUAAGACAUCCGCCAACGUGAGCCUGGCGCCCAUUUGCAGCCAGUUUGAGCUGACCAGGCUGCAGGUGAGCGGCACCCUGGUGGCCGUGGCCUGGGGCAAGGGAGAAGAGGCCGACUGUCCGAUGUACGAGAUGCCCAUGCGACUGCGCCCCACUUGGGCCUGCGGGGAUCUGGCCAACUAUGGCAGGGUGCAGAGUCUGGGCAGCUCUCACCUCUGCGUGGAGCCGAUGGCCGGAGAGGCGGAACUGCAGCGGUUCUCCAACAGCAGCACCUGCGCCGCCUGCCCAGCCUCGGUGGGCAGCAUCCUCCACCUGGUGCGGCCGGGUGGCGGUCGCUGCGCCCUUGGCAUUGCCACGCCCACCGGAGCCGAGUGCGAGGCGCGAAGCAUGUACUUCACGGGUCUGCUCAGUCCGCAGUUUAGGCGAUUUGUCGAGCAGGAGCAAAAGGAUUAGCUGCCUCCAAGCCCAGCCCCUAGUAGUCAAUCCGUACUCAUACUUUAGUCGUAGAUAGGAAAAACAAGGUAUACAACGAAUUUACGGCAGUGAUUCUACAAGCAGGUUCACGUCACACUUAAAGUUUGCUCAGCAAGGUCACACUGGAAAAGAUCUGACUGUACUUUAAUGCCCAAGAUGAUAUCAGGAUUCAUUAUAAAACCUAGUCUUAGAAGUAAAAUAGGAAUUAGUAUAAAUAAAAUGCAUAUUUAUUAUA